Molecule: messenger RNA, 627 nt
Organism: Thlaspi arvense
Lineage: Eukaryota; Viridiplantae; Streptophyta; Magnoliopsida; Brassicales; Brassicaceae
Source: the annotation of a GenBank genome assembly
AUGAGAUAUAAGAAAACAUCAUUAAAUAAUCUGAGACAACCCAAAAGAGAUAUUAGGCCAGUCCGAAAGGAAAAAGAACCCAGCUAUCAGAAAAAGCCCGGCCCAUUAAUCUACCGUAAAAUGAUCCAACGGUAUCACAACAGGUCAUCCUCACAUCUCUUAUCCUACACCGUGCCCCACCAGAUUACUCAUCGUCACUCACCCAAAAACCCUCACGAAGGUCGAGUCUCCAGCAUCGCCAUGGCAGCUCAGUUUCUGAAUCUCUUCGUCGCUCUCUCUCUUCUCUUCAUUUCGCUACCGAGAUCUGAAUCCCUCCCCGAAAAUCCAUCCAUGAUUCUUCUAGGCGACGGAUUCGACUGGCCGAUCUCUCACGGGGACGCAUUCGACAUCGACGGAGGAGAAAGCUUCGAAGAUGCGGAGGAAGACGACGUCGAUGGCUCGGAUCGACGGUCAUUGUACUGGAAGAGGAAGAGAUACUACAUCUCGUACGGCGCAUUAUCGGCGAAUCGAAUCCCGUGUCCUCCCAGAUCUGGAAGAUCGUACUACACUCACAACUGCUUCAGAGCCAGAGGUCCGGUGCAUCCGUACAGCCGAGGCUGCUCGUCGAUCACUCGAUGCCGGAGAUAG